Penaeus monodon (black tiger shrimp) is the source of this 764-nucleotide messenger RNA. RefSeq lists its product as uncharacterized. NCBI's taxonomy places the organism in Eukaryota, Metazoa, Arthropoda, Malacostraca, Decapoda, Penaeidae. The record is from RefSeq and is a predicted model, not a curated record. Bases 35 to 607 code for a protein of 190 amino acids. The transcript has 2 exons.
GGAAACGGAGGUGGAGGUGACGGUGGAAACGGCAAUGGAGGAAGUGGAGGCGGAUCAGGAGGUGGAGGGGAAGGAGGCAACGGGUGGAGGUGGAGGCAGUGGAAGUGGAGGAGGCGACGGUGGAAAUAACGGCAAUGGAGGAAUGGAGGCGGAUCAGGAGGUGGAGGGGAAGGAGGCAACGGUGGAGGUGGAGGCAGUGGAAGUGGAGGAGGCGACGGUGGAAAAUAACGGCAAUGGAGGAAGUGGAGGUGGAUCAGCGGGUGGAGGAGAUGCAGAAUGUCAAGAUAACGAACUUGACUGCUUGUACUGGGCAGCAAACAAUGACUGCAUCUGCAAGCCCACAGAUGGAGAUUGCUCAUGGCAAUACUACGUGGCUGCAGUGUGCCCAAAGAGCUGUCUGGUACUUGUGGAAACGGAGGUGGUGACGGAGACGGCGGAAACGGAGGUGGAGGUGGAGACGGCGGAAACGGAGGUGGCGGUGGAGACGGCGGUAAUGGAGGAAAUGGUGGAAGCAUCGACGGCUGCGUCAUUGAUUGCUCCCUCGGAAAGUAUCUGCCACAUCCAAGUGACUGCCGCAAGUUCAUCCAGUGUGCCCCGUAUGUCCUGAAGAGAUGCUUGUGCUCCUGAACGGUCUGGAACCAACAGAAACUCACCUGUGAUCACGAAUGGGCUUCUCCGUGUGUGACAGGCAGCUACUUGACUCCAGAAGGUCUGCCAUGUGGAGGAGGUAGUGGUGGAAAUGGAGGUGGUGGUGGAGACGGCGG